This is a messenger RNA of Rhopalosiphum maidis (corn leaf aphid), 642 nucleotides long. RefSeq lists its product as uncharacterized. Lineage: Eukaryota; Metazoa; Arthropoda; Insecta; Hemiptera; Aphididae. The transcript has 6 exons. The record is from RefSeq and is a predicted model, not a curated record. Bases 1 to 642 code for a protein of 213 amino acids.
AUGUGGUUUCUCAAAAAUACUUUCGGAAUUAUAACACUUCAAGUUGGUAUCAUUUGCUUCAGUGCGGUUUUUAUUACUUUGGCAGCAUGUAUUUUACUAGUUAAUGUGUUGUCUCUAGAAAAUGAAGAACCAAUGGCCUGGAUUAUCAUGUUUGUGUUUAUUUUUAGUAUGACCAUAAUAUGGUCGAUAGCUUUUGUUGGUGCUUACAAAGAACAACAAAAUUUAAUUUCUAAGGCUACGAUAUGUUGGGCAAUUUAUUUUGUACUAUGGAAUGUGUUAGUCAUAUGGUCAUUUAUUGAACAAAACAAGAACAUUUGUAUUGGAGCUAGAUGUCCAAAUGCGUUAUGGCUAAUAAAUAAUUCGUGGCACGAAUUAAAAUAUAGUGUGAAUGAAAACAUUAAAUUAAAUAAUUAUAAAAGAUUAGAGUUGACUACAGUUAAACAGUUAAUCGAACAAAUGAAAACUAAUAAUGAAGUUAAUACUAAACUUCACGAGACACGUGUGACACUAGAAGAGCAACGGAAUAUAAUUUUAUCUGUAAUAUUAAUGUUUGCGUAUACAAUUAUAUUACUAUAUUCAUGGAUGAAUUUGAUCAGUUAUUUAAAAGAAAUUCAGCGCAAGAUAAAUUCACAAAUACAAUGA